AUGGAUAACCAGCAAAGAGGUUACACUUGUAAACAAUUAUAGCUAUAUUUGUACCAGAUCUAUUUGUAAACAAAACUGUUGAUUUGGACGAAGUUUUGUAACAACAGAACUGAUGAUUUAAGUCGAAAUGGUUCGUGUAAUGAUUAAAGGCAGGGACGCUUUUGUUUGGAACGCCGAAGAUUGGAUGAAGUUAAGACAAAAGCAUAGAAUCAUAGGAAAUCUUGUAGGAUGCCUUGCUCAGGUACCGAGGCAAGAUGUCGAGAAUGGCCUUCCGAUGAAGCUCCUUCCAGAAGAGGUGACGCUUAUCAAAGAAAUGAAUAUUGGAGAACUGUUCGCCUAUGUAAAUCCAAAAGCUCCUCCGACAGAAGAAACUAAAAAGAAAUUCAAUGAAUACAAUGAAAGAAUAAAAAAAGAACAGGUUGAUUAUUAUGAACAAAAACGAAAGCAAGAUGUCCUCUCCAUGAUAGACAUAAUUGUUGAAGGGAAACGGAGAAAAUUAUUAAAAGGUGAUCAAGAGGUUGUAAUCGAAAAGGAUGAAAUUUUAAAAUCUGAACUGGAAAAAACCAACACAAGUAAUUUGCAAGCUGGUGUCAACGUUCAAAUCCCGACUGAACACCCUUGGUUUAAGCUGGAAGACUUCAUCCCUGCUGAAUGGACCUACCCGGAAUCGCCGCUGGAAAAGCUCAAAUACAAAGUCUUCAAAGAUCUUUGGGGAAAAGGAUACUAUAUCACAAUGGGAACAAAGUUCGGAGGGGACUUUCUCAUCUACCCAGGCGAACCGCUCAAAUUCCAUGCUUUUUUCAUAAUAUUGUGCGCACUUGAAAACCAAAAUUUACCACUUACUAAAUUAGUCACACAUACGAGACUUGCUACAAUGACCAAAAAGACUUUCGUAAUUGCGAGUGAGCAAGAAGGCCGAAUUUUCUAUUCCAGUUUUCAAUGGACUGGCAUUAUUUAAAUAUACAAUUGUGUUAUUUUAAAGCUAAA
Molecule: messenger RNA, 987 nt
Organism: Cimex lectularius (bed bug)
Lineage: Eukaryota; Metazoa; Arthropoda; Insecta; Hemiptera; Cimicidae
Gene: Tsen34
Product: tRNA-splicing endonuclease subunit Sen34
Exons: 4
Coding region: 128-958 (276 amino acids)
Biological process (GO): tRNA-type intron splice site recognition and cleavage; tRNA splicing, via endonucleolytic cleavage and ligation
Cellular component (GO): tRNA-intron endonuclease complex
Molecular function (GO): nucleic acid binding; tRNA-intron lyase activity
Source: RefSeq, a predicted model, not a curated record